This is a messenger RNA of Pediculus humanus corporis (human body louse), 2241 nucleotides long. RefSeq lists its product as uncharacterized. Bases 1 to 2241 code for a protein of 746 amino acids. NCBI's taxonomy places the organism in Eukaryota, Metazoa, Arthropoda, Insecta, Psocodea, Pediculidae. The transcript is spliced from 6 exons. The record is from RefSeq and is a predicted model, not a curated record.
AUGCCCGUAAACACAUUAUCGAAAAAUCGUAAAACUUUAUUAGUCCGUCAAUUUUCAUUACAAAAUCAAACAAGUUCGAUAACGUCGAUAAAAGCUCGGGAUAAAUUGAAAAAACAAUUUUCCGAAGAUGACGGAAGAUGUCUGGAUUCCGUGGAAAUAACCGGACAAGGAUGGAAUAAAGGAAAAACAACCCUAACAUCCGGUUUGAAUGGUAAAUCCAAUGUCGGGGGUGGUAAAAAAUUAAACGGAUGUAAUGUCAAACCUAAACCUGCUAAAGUCGCUUGGAUUGAUAAGAAACAAGAUGAUGUUGUCGAUGAUGAUGAUAACAACGAUUAUUAUCCAAAAGGGGUUGAAAUAAUAGCGACGAAAUGUCAGGGACAACCGAGACCCUUAUCGAAUAAAAUUCAAAGGUUUAAAAAUCCAUUGAUAAAAGGAAAUAAAGAUAGUUUGGUAUAUUCGAGAUUAGAAUUAGCAGAAAGAUUGCGUAACGCAUGGAGCGAACGUGAUAAAACAAAACCGAAUUUGAAUAUUUUUUUAGCACAGGGAUCUGAACAACCAGAACAACAACAACAACAACAACCGGAUAACGUAUCCACACUUUCGGAUACGACAAUAACAAAACAAAGAUCUUUACUACAAAUGAGAUUUUAUUCAAACGAUGACGUUUUAUCAACUAAAAGUUUACCAGGAAGUGGAGAGAAAAAAGACGUGAAUGACGUGGCAGAAGAAAACGCGUCAAUAAUAAUAACGGAAGUAAACGAUGAUGAAAAAUCAACAUUCGCAUCAUCGCUACGUGAAUUAAAUAAAAUCGAAAUAAGAGUUAAUACGAUGGAUUCGAAUAAAGAAAAUGAUAAUGGAAACGUUAAAACAACGCAACAAACGCAACAAACGCAACAACCACGACAACAAACGACAGCAACGACAGCGACGGCAUUAACGGCAAAAGAUAGAAGAGGAAAUUUUCGUAACGGAGGAAUAUUAAAUAAAACAAUAACGGAAAGUUUUUCAUUGGAAAUGGAAGGAAAAAUAAAAAGUGAUGACGUCAAUGAUUACGAUGAUAAUGAUGAUGAUAACGUUAAAAAAAAAAAAGAACCUAAAAAAAUAUUGGUACGAGCGUUAUCGGCACCCAAUCACGAUCAGAAACCAAUUGCCACGAUACAAAAAACCGUUAAAUUCAUGCCACAAAAACAUUACGAUCCGACAGAAGUUUCUCCCGAUGAAAUAAUAGCAAUAAGAGAACGUAUAAAAUCCGCACCGAUAAGAAGAAAAUUAAAAUCGGCAGCAGCGAGACGUAAAAAUAAAUCGAAACCUGAAUUAUUGACGUCAUCAGAUGACGAUGACGAAAAUGACGAGAAUGACGAUGGAAAAGAAUCGAAAAACGGAGAAAUGAAAAAGAAAAAAACAAAACGUGAUAAGAAAAAUAAGAAUGAUAACAACGUGAUAACGAUGGUAUCACUCGUGUCACCGGCAGAAAGUGAUACCGAUGAUUCGGUAAUUGCUACUCUACCCAUGGAAUCAUCGACUUUUACAACCCAAGAAGAAGUUGAAAAAAAGGAAACGACGACGGGGGAUAUCAAAACCGGAAAUGAUUGUUUAAACGUAACGAAUGAAAACGCAUCAUCAUCAUCAUUCAUAGUACAAAAAUUAAUAACGUUAAGAAAAACAAAUAAAUCAGUGUCUUUUCAACAUCAAACGAAUUUAACGAAAAAUUAUUUAACGAGUUUUCCAUCGAGAAGAGUUCCAGCGGGUACUCCGAUAAUAAUACCAUCACCUGUAAUAAAUAAUCCGGCAUUAACUCCAGCACAGUUAAAAGAUAGAGAUAAAAGGUUAUCAUCAAUUUAUUUUACUGGAACUGAUAAUAGAGGAACGAAAAGAAGAUUGAUAAGAUCACCCACGAGCGAAACCGUUAAAGAUGAUAACAUUUACGAUAAUGAUAAAACAACAAAAACAACGACAACUCCAACUACAACGUGUUCGUUCGAUAUAAAUAAUAAUAAUAAUUACAUUAAAAAAACAAGUCAUAAUAAUAAUAAUAAUGAUAAAGAAACCGAUUUUUAUCGUGAUGAUGAUGAUAAAAAUAAGGUCAACGAACCCGAAUUUAAAAAUCCUAAAGAAAAAGAAUGUUGGAUUUUAUAUAAGAAAAUGAUUGAAAAUGGAGUCACCGUUACGUUCGAUACCGUUUUAAGAGGAAUGAUGACGCCAACGGAAUAUCGCUUAAGAAAAAAUCCGUUAAAACGUUGA